AAGUCUAAGUGAUCUGUGCUUUAGUAUUAAGUAUUUUAAGUGUCCUUAGUAAAUUAGGAGCAAUAUGAUUUUAAAGAGGAAUCCAGCCCUCGCCAUCCUGAGCUUUGCAAGCUUUAUCCUGGCUGCACACUCAGAAUUAGUGGAAAUUGUAGAUCUCAACGCUAACUGGAGCCUUACAAAUCAAAAUCUUACCAUUAGCAGGAGCAACAUUCAUCUGCCUUCUGGCGUCUAUAGCGCACUGUACGGCGAAGACGUAUUGAAAUCCUACAAUGACAUCAACAUGCGUUGGAUAUCGCUUGACAACUGGACUUAUACGCGAAUAUUCAAAGUUUCACGCAAUCAUUUACCCAAACAUUUCUGCAAUUUAACCUUCCACGGCAUCGAUACGAUUGCUGAAAUCCGUUUGAAUAGCCGCGUUCUUGGACGCACGGAGAAUAUGUUCGUGCGCUACAGCUUCGAUAUAACCGACUUUCUAAGCGAAGAAAAUAUUCUCGAAGUGCAACUAUUUUCGCCGAUAUAUGCAGCAAAAAAACGUGCUGAGAACUUUGCCGCCAAUGGCACCAACUAUCCGCCGAAUUGUCCCUCCGAUCGCUUCCAAGGUGAAUGCAACAUUAAUAUGCUGCGAAAGAUGCAAACCAGCUUCGCAUGGGAUUUCGCGCUGGCGGCACCUUCAAUGGGUAUCUGGAAAGCGGUAAAUUUGGAGUGCUACGAGGUGGCUAUCAUACGCGAUGUGGACGUAGUUAUUAGCCGUACGAAAACUCACUGGAAAGCUGACAUACAAGCGCACCUCGACGUAGGUGGACAAGAGGAUUUCUUUGCAGAGCUGAAGUUUUACGCUUUUGGCCUAUUGGAAGAACCCCUCAUCAUUAAGGACAACAAGAACCAGCGAGUUUCACACAAAAAUGCGAUCAUAACAUUUUCACAAACUUUUACCUUGAACUCGGUGUUACCUUGGUGGCCCAAUGGCUAUGGCAGUCAAGACCUGUACACCUUUAACUUUGUCCUAAAUGCCUGGUUGAGUAAAGAAGGCGCGGUCGCAGACUCGCCAAGCGUCUCACAGAAGUCAAUACGUGUUGGAUUUCGUACAGUUGAACUUGUGGAACAAGAGAUGACAAAUCGUAACGGCUACACUUUCUUCUUCCGCGUUAAUGGCGAGGAUAUUUUCAUAAAAGGCGCCAACUACGUGCCAUCCCAUAUUUUGCCGGAGAAGAUGCAAGAUCCCAAGCGCCUCAAACACUUGCUCACCUCAGCCAAGGAGGCACACAUGAAUAUGCUGCGCGUAUGGGGUGGCGGCAUUUAUGAAUCGGAUCUUUUCUACGAACUCGCCGACACAUUGGGUUUGCUCAUUUGGCAGGAUAUGAUGUUCGCUGGCGCUAUGUAUCCUAUCGAUAGCGACUUUCUCACCUCUGUACGCACCGAGGUGCUGCAGAAUGCGCGUCGCAUCGCCUAUCAUCCCAGUUUGAUCGUGCACGCGACCAAUAGUGAGAACGAAUUGGCUUUGGCCCAAAAUUGGUAUGGCACUUUGGUUGAACAGAAACGUUUCGAAAAGGAAUAUCGCGAAUUAUAUUUGAAUAACGUGAUUGGACAACUGAAAGCCUUGCAACAUGCGGCACGCAUACCACCACUGAUGUCCUCACCAUCCGUAGGGAAACGUGAAGAAAAAUUCAACUACCUCGCGCCUGAUCCACAAAGCGCGCAAUAUGGCGAUAUACAUUACUUUGUGGUGCACGAAAACGGCUGGAAUGUCAACAUCUAUCCUACACCUCGCUUUGCCUCCCAGUAUGGCUUUCAGAGUUUGCCGCGCAAAGAGUCUUGGAAACGCAGCAUGGCUGGCGGCGAGAAUUUAAUGGAAUUAAUGCGUCAUCGUCAACACCAUCCCAUGGCAAUGCUACCGAUUGUGAAUCUGAUACGCCCGAACUUACCGCUGCCGGUCACGAAAGACGCGCGCUACACGGAUGCUCUCAUUUAUUUCAGCCAAAUCGCACAAGCAAUGGCUCUUAAAGUCCAAACGGAGUGGUAUCGUAGUCUGCGAAACUCGGAACAUCGCACAAUGGGUGCGCUCUAUUGGCAAUUGAAUGAUGUCUGGGUGGCACCUUCGUGGUCCACUAUUGACUUUUACGGCAAUUAUAAGCUCGCCUAUUACUGGUCUAAAGAAUUUUUGGCGCCUAUUACACUCAUCGCUACACCUGACUCCACCACUGGGGUCAUCAAUGUGACAGUGGCCUGCGAUCAAGUCGAAGUCAGCACCGAAGGUAUGCGCAUCACAGUGCAACUAUUCAAAUACGACAACUUGACGGCUACGAAUUACACCACAUUUGAUGUCUUCUUGAAAAAAAAUGCUGUUGUUAACGCUCAGACACUUGCCAAUGACAAAAUCUUCACAAAUACUACCACCGAGAAAAAUACCUUCUUGCAAUUUGUGCUGCAUAGUGCAACUGAGGAGCUCUCUUCGACCUACUACUUUCCGUCGUCCAUUAAUAAAGCACAGGGCAUUAGCGAUCCCGAACUCACAUUUGAUUUACAAUGGAAGCACUGCGUCGACAAUGGCAAGACCUACGAGAACGCCUACACCUUGAAAAUUAUGGUAAAGCGACCAGCUCUUUUUGUCUAUAUCGACAUCAUUCAUCCGAAAGUGGGAAAGUUUAAGCUUUCACGCAACGGUUUCGUGCAAACCAAGCAGUCCAUGAAAGUGGAGCUGGUGUUCACUGCGGCAGAGUGUAUCAUCCUACAAAAUUCCAAUGUCGUAAUUAAAACAGUAAACGAUUAUAAGGUGUAAAGUGAAGCGGGCUAAGGGAAAUAGUUAUUAAGAAAUAUAUCAAAUUUGUAUGCCCAAUAGUAUGAAUAGAAGUAUAAUAAAGCAGAAAACUACUAAUCGAA
Molecule: messenger RNA, 2877 nt
Organism: Anastrepha ludens (Mexican fruit fly)
Lineage: Eukaryota; Metazoa; Arthropoda; Insecta; Diptera; Tephritidae
Product: beta-mannosidase-like
Exons: 12
Coding region: 65-2776 (903 amino acids)
Biological process (GO): glycoprotein catabolic process
Molecular function (GO): beta-mannosidase activity
Source: RefSeq, a predicted model, not a curated record